This is a messenger RNA of Malus domestica (apple), 1028 nucleotides long. The record is from RefSeq and is a predicted model, not a curated record. Lineage: Eukaryota; Viridiplantae; Streptophyta; Magnoliopsida; Rosales; Rosaceae.
ACUCAUUGUUGAAGGCCUUAAAACUGACUGAUAUUUCUACCGGAAGCACAUUACAAGCGUUUUUAAAUUUUUAUUUCAAAUGUAGUUAGAAGCAUUUUUAGUUGUCGGAAAACGCUUUUAGUGCUUCUGGAACCAAAUCCCGAACGGGACCUGAGAAUUCUUGGACUUCCUGUAAGAUUAUGCUUUGCCUAAAAAUAUUAACUGCGAUUUAUGGUAUGGAUACCAGCUGAGACGAAAAAGUAUAAGAUUGGGGAUCAAACUGAUGGCUUUGCUAAAGUCUCAAUUCAAAGUUUACAUGAGGAAAACAUGAAGCUCAUCCAACUUGUUUCCGAAACCAAAAAUGCAAAUGUUGUCGCUGCAUCAAUCUGGUUUGGCUAAUCUAAUUGGUUUUUGAUGAUUUUUUUUUGUUGAAUUUCUCUUUGAUGUUAUUAUAUUCUGAAUGUGUUUACAGAACACCGAGAUCUUGCUUAAACUCUUGGAAGACAGGACUAAAUGUGUGGAAAACCUUGUGGAGUUGGAAAAAAUCAGAGAGGCGAGCAAGGCGCUUGUUAAGGAGGACGACAGGGAUGUGAAGGAGAAGCCGGGAAUUCAGAAGCGGGAUGUAAAGAGGAAGAGGCCUGCUGAGAAGAAGCUUCAGAAGAAGGAUGGGAGAGAGGAAGCUUGCUCCUCUAGACCUGCUUUGCAGCCUUGUGGUGAUGAAAUAGUCCGAGCCAGAGAGGAGGCAUACAAGAAGAUACUCCCCUGCCCUCGUUGUGAUAGCAGGAACACAACAUUUGACAAGUUCAGUCGUAACAAUCCCAGUAAACCAGUACGUGCAUGCAAAGAUUGCAAAAGAAGCUGGGUUGCACGCGGGAACUUGGGAAGGGGCUAGUGUUUAUAACUCCGUAAAGCUAGGGUUAGUGCCUCCGUAAACGGAGUAGGACUCCAAGAUAUAUAUGUACCCACGAGGAGGUGUGCAGAUCUUUCUAAAUAUGUAGAAACUAUGUUUUAUGGUUGAUAAUUAUAUGGAGUCGAAAGUUCAUGGCAGA